Molecule: messenger RNA, 660 nt
Organism: Arthroderma uncinatum
Lineage: Eukaryota; Fungi; Ascomycota; Eurotiomycetes; Onygenales; Arthrodermataceae
Product: adenine phosphoribosyltransferase
Exons: 2
Coding region: 1-660 (219 amino acids)
Biological process (GO): AMP salvage; adenine salvage
Cellular component (GO): cytoplasm
Molecular function (GO): adenine phosphoribosyltransferase activity; AMP binding; adenine binding
Source: RefSeq, a predicted model, not a curated record
AUGAGCCUUCCCCCCUCCGCCGAUAACCAGCAGGCUUAUCGCGACAAGUCCAAUGCCUCCGCCCAAGACGCCGGGAACUCCUCCUCCUCUGCCUCCCGCGCCGCCGAACUCGCCAGUCUUAAGGUAAAGCUGCGCUCGUCUCUGCGCCAGUUCCCCGACUUCCCCUCGCCAGGCAUCCUGUUCGAGGAUAUCCUGCCCAUCUUUGCCGACCCCGCCCUCCACGAGUCCCUCAUCAGGGGCCUCGAGCUGCACCUCCUCGAGACCUAUGGCGCUGACCAGAAACCCGAUGUCAUCGUCGGACUGGACGCCCGCGGGUUCCUCUUCGGCCCUUCCCUCGCCCUGAGACUCGGGGCGGCCUUUGUGCCCGUCAGGAAGCAGGGGAAACUCCCCGGCCCCGUCAUCACCCAGGAGUACCAGAAGGAGUACGGCAGCGACUUUUUCCAGAUGCAAAAGGACGCCAUCAAGCCGGGCCAGAAGGUCCUCGUGGUCGACGAUAUCAUUGCCACCGGCGGAUCUGCAUUUGCUGCAGGCUCUCUCGUCCAGCAACUCGGAGGCAACCUUCUCGGAUUCGUCUUCAUGCUCGAGCUGGACUUCCUCAAGGGCCGUGACAAGCUCCCUGCUCCCGUCUAUACCCUCCUUGCUACCCAGGAAAGCAAAUAA